Messenger RNA from Dendrobium catenatum, 2666 nucleotides. RefSeq names its product 65-kDa microtubule-associated protein 6-like. Gene Ontology annotation, molecular function: microtubule binding. Gene Ontology annotation, biological process: microtubule cytoskeleton organization. The transcript has 12 exons. Gene Ontology annotation, cellular component: spindle; cytoplasm. Bases 561 to 2360 code for a protein of 599 amino acids. NCBI's taxonomy places the organism in Eukaryota, Viridiplantae, Streptophyta, Magnoliopsida, Asparagales, Orchidaceae. The record is from RefSeq and is a predicted model, not a curated record.
UUUUGUCUGCUUCUUUCCAAGUGUGCUGCCGUUUCUCCUUUGCUCUUCGGUGAAUGCCUGCCGGGAAUCUCUGCUGACGGCUUUUCUCUUCGUUGUUUGAAGAUUUCGUCUCCUGAGACUCGAAGCUUACGACCUUCAUCUUUCGCUUUCUUUAUUUUCUUAUGAAGCUGUUUGAUGGUGCACUCUAAUGGCGGCUUAUCUGCUUCACUGCACGGUUGCUUCCCGUAGAGUUCUUCUCCUUCAUAAACCCAAGGGAAGGCGGGAGUAGAGAAAGAAAUCCGCCAGGGUAGACUGAAAAUGAUGCCAUUUUCUCCUAGAUCUAAGUUUCACUCAUCUUUCAUCUUUCGUUUAACUCGCUACCUCUCUCUUUUUCUUUAAUGAGCUCUGAGCGUGCUUCUAGGGUUUUUGCUUUGUCGCUUUUCCGGCGACCGAGGAAGGUGUAAACAUAGUUCUCUCUCUCUCUCUCUCUUUCUCUACCUCUCGCUCGUUCAGUCACUCUCUGUACUACUCUGUCCUGGUCACUUAACUGAGACUGAGGGGAAGGUGGGACAGCCAAGUGAAUGGUUGGGACGGGGGCCGUGAGGUUAAGCCUCACCAACGUCAACAUGCAGACUACUUGCGAGGCCUUGCUUAUUGAGCUGGAGCAAAUAUGGACAGAGAUAGGCGAGGGCGAAGUAGAAAAAGAUAAAAUGUUGCUGGAACUAGAGAUGGAGUGCUUACAAGUUUACCGGAAGAAAGUUGAUGAGGCAUGUGACACAAGGGCCUUUCUCCGUCAAUCGUUGAUGACUAAAGAAGCCGAGAUGGCAGCUCUCGUAGGAUCCCUUGGGGAGCAUAACCUUCAAUUGCAGACAGACCAGAGGCUAGAAUCACUAAAAGGGAAACUUGCUUUUAUCACACCGAUGCUGGAGAAUCUAAGGUCGAAGAAGGAUGAAAGAGUAAAAAAAAUUGCUGAAAUAAGAUCAGAGAUUGAAAAGAUUUUUGGAGAGAUUAAUGGACAAAAUUUUCAAACUAAUGUUGGUAAAGUCGACGAUGAUGAUUUGUCAAUAAGGAAGCUAAAUGAUUAUCAAGCUCAGCUUCGCUCUCUUCAAAAGGAAAAGUCCGAACGUCUUCACAAGGUUCUUGAAUAUGUAAAUGAAGUGCAUGCAUUAUGUUGUGUGCUUGGCAAUGAUUUUGGCAAGACAUUGAAUGGGAUUCAUCCAAGCUUGCAUGAGCCUGGUUUAGGGCAAUCUACAAAUAUUAGUGAUAGCACAUUGGAAGGGCUGUCUCAAAUGAUCCAGAAAUUAAAAUUAGAGAAGAGGAAACGAACUCAAACGUUGCGGCAAGUCUUUGAAUCCUUAAUUGAACUAUGGAACCUGAUGGAUACACCGGAAGAAGAGCGCAAGCAUUUUGAAAAGAAUUCAUGUAUUCUGAGGUCACAAGAGGAGGAUGUAACAAACUCUGGUAUUCUAUCAAUCGAAUCUGUCAAGGAGAUUGAGGCUGAAGUUGACCGGUUAACAGAGUUCAAAGCCAGCAAAAUGAAAGAACUUGUUUUGAAGAAAAGAUUAGAACUGGAGGAAGUGUGUCGCCAAGCACAUAUUGAACCUGAUAUGAGUACCGCAUCAGAAAAAUUGUGUGCAUUGAUUGAUUCUGGUCUUGUGGAUCCUUCUGAACUCUUGACUAGUAUCGAAGGUCAAAUUACAAAAGCAAUGGAGGAAUCCGAUAUCAGGAAGGAUAUCUUGGACAGAGUAAACAAAUGGGAAGCUGCUUGUGCGGAAGAAAGGUGGCUUGAGGAGUAUAACCAAGAUGAGAACAGGUACAGCGCGGGAAGAGGCGCCCACUUGAACCUGAAACAUGCAGAGAAAGCUCGGUUGACAUCACUCAAAAUUCCAGGCAUUGUUGACAAUUUGAUAAGCAAAACAUUUUCCUGGGAAUGUGAAAGGAACAUGCUUUUCUUUUAUGAUGGGGUUCGUUUGGUCUCUCUUUUGGAAGAGUAUAAGCUUUCUAGACAACAAAAGGAAGAGGAGAAAAAGCGUUUUCAUGAUCAAAAGAAGCUGCAAUAUUUACUUCUCACUGAGAAAGAAGCACUUUAUGGAUCAAAAUCCAGCCCAAAGAAGAGCAACAGUUUCAAGAGGCCAACAAAUGGAUGUCAUACGAAUGGUUUCAUGACACCUGCACCUCGAAGGGUUUCUGUAGGCAGUGCAACACCUGAACUUCUCACUCCUCGCUCAUAUUCCAGUCGUCAAAAUGGUUACUUCAAGGAAAUGCGACGAUUAUCUACAGCCCCUCUCAACUUUGUUGCUAUACAAAAAGAGGAUACAAUAUCUUCUUUCACAUCAUCCUCCAUCAGUUGCUUGGAACCUGGGUCUCCCCCGCGGGGUUAAAUAGAGGAGAAGAAUUUAACAGAUGAAAGAACCAAACAAGGUAUGAUUAUGGCUCUAACUGUGCUGAAUCGUUUAACAUUUAGGAAAAUGUUUUAUUGUGAAGAUUAACUGCAUGAGUGGAUUUAGGAAUUUGUGAUGAUUGACCUCUUUAAGUUAAAUGUAACUGUAUCCCAAGAGAGUGUUAACUUUAGCAGAAACCCUGUAUCUUACCUUUAUGAAGUUUUAAUGUAUAUAUAUAUAAUCCUUGUGCCACUCAUAUGUAAUCUCCUAAGCUAUUUAAGCUCAUUGUUUCAUAUUUCUUUGUCA